This is a messenger RNA of Sphaeramia orbicularis (orbiculate cardinalfish), 3221 nucleotides long. RefSeq names its product RNA exonuclease 5 (gene rexo5). The record is from RefSeq and is a predicted model, not a curated record. The coding region runs from base 792 to 3155 and encodes 787 amino acids. NCBI's taxonomy places the organism in Eukaryota, Metazoa, Chordata, Actinopteri, Kurtiformes, Apogonidae. The transcript has 17 exons. Gene Ontology annotation, molecular function: RNA binding; exonuclease activity. Gene Ontology annotation, cellular component: nucleus.
ACCAGUAGCAGCGUCCGUGUUUUUCGCUAACGUGUUUUUAGCAUGUGCUGGCUGUGGAAAGAGUCUCUGUUUGGAAUUAGCAAGCCCAAAAUCAUAUGGUAUUUCCAGUGUUGUCUCUGUUUUUACGUUUUUGUUAAACCUAACGUUUUUUUUUAGAAUGACAUAUAUGUAAAUAUAGAUAAGAGCUUUAGCUAGCUUGAUAUCAGACUGUCAUGCGUUCUCCCUAAGAGCUACUAUAGAUUACAACUAUGAAAUAUGUAAGUGGGAAUAAUAGAAAUACUUCACAAAUGUUAAGGACAUUGUGUAUGAUUUUUCCUUUCCAACCCAAAGACAGUAAAUGCUCGUACAACCAUUAGUUACUUUUCAUGCUAGUAUCAUAAUUUAAUCAUUUAAUUCAAGCCUGAGAGCUUCUUAGAGAAAAACAUGCUGGUCAUUUCUCAGCAAGUCUGAAAAACAAGCUAUUUCGAGCUGUAAUUUUAAAAAUUUUCUUAAAAUAACUAAAUAAGAGACGUAAAGUGUGUCAUUAAAAGAUGACGAGACUUGAAGUCCAUGUACUAUAAACUUCACUGAAUGUGAAAAGUAGAGAAAAAUUCUGAUAAUUCUUUUGUAGUUCUGAAGCUUUAUUAAAAUAUCUCAUUUUUUUGUGCAGGACCAAACAGCUUUAGGUAAAACUUCUCAAUGUGUAUACAGUGUUUUUCUUUGUUACCUGUUGAAAUUCAAUGAUAAAGUAGUUAUACUGGUUAUACUGUACUGGUGCAUGUGGACCAAUACAGAUACCUUUUCAAUUAAACAUGGAGGCUACAUCACCAGCAUCAUCUAAUGAAAACAAAAGAAAGAGCCUUGUCACUGCUGAACAUGAGAGGACCAAGAGAUUAAAAACUGGACAGGAAUGUGAUCAGGUGCCUUUGGACGUCCACCCAACCCGCUCACCGAGGAUCUCUGUGCUUCUCGAGCACCUCAAGCAGCCAGUUACACUGAAUGAGCUGACAGAGCUGCUGCAUUAUGCUGCACUGGGGAAGUCAGUCAAAAAGCCCAGCUGGUGUCGUUUCCAUAAGCAGAGGAAGGUUCAGGGUGUGAAUGUUGUGAUAGUGCAGGACGUUACUCAGAGUCACUUUUACAAACAUUACCUUUCCCUGCCAAACCUCAGGAAAAACUACACCACUAGGGUCACAUUCACUCCAUCGUCGCACAACAUAGCAUCAGGAAUCUUCAGCAGUGAAGUCACAAAAUCAGACAGUCCAGCUAUUUUCCAAACAGAGGAGGAGAGCAAUGGACUGCACAAAGCACUGAAAAAGCAUCCAGUAAUAAUCAAAUUUGGGACAGAGAGGAGAGGACUGACAGCGUAUGUCCUCAGUCAAGAGGAAAUGAUCAAGAACAAUUACCCAGUAAAAGGGCUGCCAGGCUGUGAGGAGUUUGUUUGUACUGACAGUGCUGACUUUGUGACGGACAGCAGCCCCUUGUAUGGACUCGACUGUGAGAUGUGUUUGACAGCCAAGGGAAAUGAGCUGUCCCGUGUUUCUCUGGUGGACAGCAGUGGGAAGUGUUUGCUGGAUGAGUUAGUGAAACCUCCAAACCGUAUUUUGAACUACCUCACAAAGUUCUCAGGUAUCACUGCAGAGAUGUUGCGGCCAAUCAAGAUGACCCUCCGCGAUGUUCAGCAGAAGCUCAGAGAUCUGUUGCCGAGGGAUGCGGUUCUUGUCGGUCAUUCAUUACACUGUGACCUCAGGGCUUUGAAAAUGAUCCACCGGCAUGUCAUCGACACUUCACUGCUGUACAGGAAAGAGUUUGGACAGAAAUUUAAGCUCAAGAUCUUGGCCGAGACUCUGCUCAAGAGGCAAAUACAAACUGAAGAGAAGAUAGGCCAUAAUCCUACAGAGGACGCUGUGGCAGCCUUGGAGCUGGCCCAGUACUUUAUUAAAACAGGACCUUGCAAGGUUGUGGAGAGUCAUCUGGAGGAGCUGUGGGGAUAUACAAUAGAGGAUGAAUCUGAAACUGAAUGCACACCAGCUCCACCACCAAGUACAAGGUUUUCUGAUGUACUGCAGAUGGUCGGCCGGUCCGUAACCUUCUCAGGGAAACGUUCAGACGUCGUCCUGGAAUUAUCCAAACAGCAGUGGCACAAGUCAGACAAAGAGGUUCUGGACUCUUUCAGGAAACAGACCACGUGUCCUUUCGUCUCAGUGCUUCAGUUAUCUUCCUUCUCGGAGCCGUCGACGACUGGUCUCCCUCAUCAGCAGCUCCACAGAAUGUUCUCAAGUCUGCGAGAUAUGUGCGUUGUGUUCGCUGGGCCAUUCCCACCAGGUUUCAGUGAGAAGGAUGUGAGGCGACUGUUUGGCUGCUGUGGACCUGUUCAUAAAGUCAAAGUGCUCAACACAACUGUCAGGGUUCAUGCAGAGGUUGAGUUUGAGCUGCUGGAGGCUGCUCUGGUGGCUCUGAAGACUCUGAAUGGAGUGAAAGUGCAAGGACAGUCCAUCAAGGUCCAGAGGCCGGUUAAUGAGUCGACGCUGGACCUGGAUGUGACUCUGGAUGCUCUGAUGAGUGAUUCUCUGAACAGCAGUCAUCUGUAUGCUGUUCAAGUAAAGCCCAACACAGCGGAGUACCCACUCUGUACUGCAAAACUCAAUGGACACACUUCGUAUUCACUCGUCCCUAAUGUUAAAAACAGCCGUAAACAAACUAAAGUAAACGGCUCGAAGGGAGAAACGUCUGAUCUGUGUGAAGAGACGCUCAGAGAGACAUUCAGCUGGUUUGGGUCAGUGGAGAGGAUCAUCCUGCCUACAAAACCCGGGAAACGGUCACAACAUGCGUAUAUAAAGUUCGACUGUUCGGAGAGCAGACAAGCAGCACUCGACUCCUCCGAGGAUCUACGGAGACACAACUACCUCGUCUGUCCAUCUCUGACACCGGCACACCUGCCUUCAUGGGUUUCCAUGACGACGCCAGCGCCCACAGCGGACACCGACCGGGGCGUCGCCAUAGAGGACCAGGAAAUGGAGCGUAAGAUGAGGAAGUUGGACAGACAUCUGGGGAAACUGUUCAGAUUUCUCCCAGAAGGCAUGUUGUCUGUGGUCCUUCUGCUCGGACACACAAGCGAUCACAGCCACAGUCCCGGUUUGUGCCUUUUGGACAUCAAGAAAACGACCAUCCAAACUUGACGAAGAUAAAUAUUUAACGACUCAUCACCACAAACAUUAAAUGUGACAAAUAUGUUUUAUAAUGAG